This is a messenger RNA of Kwoniella botswanensis, 654 nucleotides long. RefSeq lists its product as uncharacterized. The transcript has a single exon. The coding region runs from base 1 to 654 and encodes 217 amino acids. Lineage: Eukaryota; Fungi; Basidiomycota; Tremellomycetes; Tremellales; Cryptococcaceae. The record is from RefSeq and is a predicted model, not a curated record.
AUGAACCCCACCACAUCCCUUCGUCAGGCUGCCCGUUCCAUCCCCUCAUCCUCCUACCCACCUACUAAAUCUACAGGCCGCCAACUAUCCUCCCAGACACUCCGAUCUCUCAUAUCUCUCCAUCACUCCUCAGCAGGAUUCAUGCACAACCCCCAGGUCGAUUUACCCGUAGGCUUCGACAAUACAUUCCGAUACACACGAGACGAACCAAAAUACAAACGAUACGGUGAAUUUAGCUCUACUACUUCUUACAACGCCUCCUUAACUCCUCCAGGUGGGUUGGAAAGCUUGGUUGAGAAACCACGAUCUGCCGAAGCUAGGGGGCUGGAGUUUAGAAAAGGAAGGAAUAAUUAUCUCGAUUUAGAUACGGCCAAGAAUGUUGGAUUGACAUUUAAGAAAGUUUAUGACAUCUGGUCAGAUCGAGGUUCAGGAUCGGAUACACAACAUUUGACGGAAAGGGAAUUGAGAGUACAGGAAGCAUUAUAUGGAACUUGGGAAAGAGGUAGUCAAGGUAUGAAUAGUAGGAUUCAACCUUCUUUAGAUGGGAUAUUGGAAUUUGUUGAAGCUAAGGGCAAGACUGUGGGGGAGUAUGCGGAGGAAUGGAAAGUGAGGGAUAAGGACGGUAGGGAGAAGAGCACGGAGGACGGUCAGUAG